This is a messenger RNA of Oldenlandia corymbosa var. corymbosa, 3411 nucleotides long. The record is from the annotation of a GenBank genome assembly. Lineage: Eukaryota; Viridiplantae; Streptophyta; Magnoliopsida; Gentianales; Rubiaceae.
UAAGGAAAUAAUGGUAAAAAGUGGGAAAAAAUCAAAAAAGGAAGAAAAAGGGAAAAAAAAAAAAAAAAAGAAAAAAGGAUGACAUAAGGAAGAAGAAAAAGGGAAGAAAAAGCAUUGAGGAUCACCUCCGGGGCAAGGUGAAUGACGCGGUGAAGAGGCGGGGGAGAGGUAUCAAAAUUGAACUCCAAGUGGCAAAGGCUGAAGAAUGACCGGGAAAUCCGGUUUUCGGGAAGGAUUCAUUGAAUAGGUUUGAGAGAGAAAGAGGCAAUGGUUUGGCCUGGUCUGCUCUGUGUCUUCCUUAAAUGUAUCCAAAGACUCUUUUUUUUUUUUUCCCAAAUAUUUUAUUCUUUAACUUGCUCACCUAAUUCAGUGGACUAUCUAUAGUAUUUUAUAGCUGUGUAUAUAUGACUCGCCUUGGGUAACUGUUUUUGAAGCAUAGAGCUAAAGAGCACAAUUUCCCCCAUCUCUUUCUACACCUGGUUUUCUUUCUUUUCUCUCAUUCUCUCCUUUUUUUUUGCCCUGCUGGUUAAGCGGUGGGGUUUAGAUUUUUUUUCCCAAACAACAAUCUUUGUGCUCUGUUCUCUUGUAAAUGCAUGUUUUGGUUGAAGAUCUGAUCUGGGUUCUGCUGUUUUUGGUGAAAAGUUUGAUCUUUUUAGCUCUUUGUUUGGGUUUUUCUGGUGAACAACCAUGCCUGCUCUUGUCAAUUAUAGUGGUGAUGAUGAUUUCCGUGCUGUCCGUUCUGCCGAUUCAGGUGUUACGUUUUCCAUCAGUUCUUAUGCUGACGUCUAUUGCUCCCCUGCAAAGCGUCCACGUGUUAAUGCUCCCUUUGCUAUCAAAGGCCUCGAUUUCUUCUGCCAAGAGCGAAACCCCUCCAUUGAAAAUCUUCCCGAUGAGUGCCUGUUUGAGAUCCUCAGACGUCUUCGUGGAGCACCAGAAAGGAGUGCCUCAGCUUGUGUUUCCAAGCGCUGGCUUUCGCUCUUGAAUAGUGUGCGCAGUUCUGAAUUUUGCUGGAGCACUGAACAUCAGGGUAAAGUUGCUGGAAAAUCUCAGGAGAAUUCUAAUGACGUAGAAAUGACUGCCGCUGAUGAAGAUCUUGAAAUGGAGUGCGAUGGUUGCCUUUCUAGGUGUUUGGAAGGAAAGAAAGCAACGGACAUUAGGCUUGCAGCUAUUGCAGUUGGGACCGCUUGCCGGGGAGGACUUGGAAAGCUUUCAGUUAGGGGAAGUAACUCAGUACGAGGAGUUACCGAUACUGGUCUUUCAGCAAUUGCCCGUGGUUGCCCUUCCCUCAGGACCCUUUCGCUCUGGAAUGUCCCAACUGUUGGAGAUAAAGGUUUACUUGAGAUAUCAAGGGAGUGUCAGUUAUUAGAGAAGCUUGACCUUUGCCAAUGCCCAUCAAUUUCAGACAAGGGACUGGCCGCAGUUGCUAAGAAUUGCCCAAAUUUGACUGCUUUGACUAUUGAAUCCUGUUCAAAUAUUGGGAAUGAGAGCCUGCAAGCCGUUGGAAAAUAUUGUCAAAAGUUACAAUCUAUAACCAUUAAGGAUUGCCCCCGUGUUGGGGAUCAAGGGGUUGCUGCUCUCCUGUCAUCAGCAUCUGCUGCCUUGACAAAGGUGAAGUUUCAAGGUCUGCAUAUUACAGAUUUCUCUCUUGCUGUGGUCGGACACUAUGGCAAGUCCAUCACAAAUCUUGCGCUAUCUGGGCUCCAAAGUGUGACCCAGAAGGGCUUUUGGGUUAUGGGCAAUGCUCGGGGUUUAGAGAUGCUUUCUUCUUUAACAAUUACUUCAUGUAGGGGGGCUUCAAAUUUGAGUCUUGAAGCAUUGGGCAAGGGAUGUCCAAAUCUGAAGCAUAUGUGUCUUCGUAAGUGUUGCUUUGUGUCUGAUGCUGGUCUGCUGGCUUUUGCUAAAGCUGCUGGAUGCCUUGAGAGCCUACAACUAGAGGAAUGCAACAGGAUCACAGAAACCGGAAUUCUUACUGCACUUUCGAACUGCAACGAAAAGUUGAAGUCUCUUUCCAUCAUUAAGUGCUUGGGAAUUAAAGAUGUGCCUCAGGUAGUUCCCAACCUUUCACCAUGUGAGUCUCUUCGGUCAUUGUCCAUUAGAAGCUGCCCCUGGUUUAACAAUAAUAGCUUGGCUAUGGUUGGGAAGCUUUGUCCUCGGCUGCAUAACUUGGAACUUAAUGGGCUAUGUGGAUUAACUGAUGGUGCUUUUCUAAAUUUUCUGGAAAACUGUGAGGGAGGACUUGUGAAGGUGAAUCUCAGUGGUUGUGUGAAUUUGGGAGAUCAAUCAAUUAUAUCGUUGGCUAGGAUCCAUUGUGGAACCCUUAAAGUAUUGAAUAUCGAAGGUUGUAGGGGAGUUACUGAUGCAGCUUUAGGGGCCAUAGCCCACGAUUGUGUGUUUCUCAAUGAUCUUGAUGUUUCGCGGUGUGCGAUUACUGACUUUGGUGUCGAGGCCUUGUCUGAAGGAGGGUUUCUUAACUUUCAAGUCCUGUCUUUGUCAGGUUGCAUGAUGGUAACAAACAUCAGUGUGCCUCAUCUGAAAAAGUUAGGAGAAAACCUAGUUGGUCUUAAUCUCCAACACUGCAAAUUCAUGAGCAGCAGCAAAAUAGAGGAGCUUGUUGAAGACUUAUGGAGAUGUGAUAUCCUCUCCUAGACUUUGCAAGCUGAACUGUGUACAGACAUUGGUCAAGAUCGGGUUACAGUACAAAUGGAAGCGCUUAUAUUAUUAGAUCAGAUGCAUAGCAGCAUAGAGUGAAGCAGUUUUAACUAUCCGUAUUCGGGUUUGUGGUAGUUCAGUGGCUUGGUUGUUUUCCAGGGGAACAUGGUGUCUUGUUUUACCCACCUCUUUUUGCAGGCUCACAGCUUGUUGAAACUCUUUUUGGUCCCUCCUUCUGGUGGUUUGGGGCCUACCUAUUUUCACAGCCAUGGCUUCUUCCUGAGAAUCAUACAGUUACUGGUCCUUUUUCCGGGUUUCUUACCUGUAGUUAUGUCCCAUCUUGUAUUUGAGAAGUAUCAUGUGUUCGAUGGUCAAGCAUCUGUUGUUUAGUUGGUAAUGUGCUUUAAAUAAAGAUCCCUCGCUCUCAGUUGGAGGGAUCCUGUCUACUGUCUGUUCUGUUGUGUAUUCAAGUGUCGUUGUAUGGUGUAGAUCUGUGUCUAGGAGUCUAGGAGUCUGUUUCGUGAUUCGCUCGAGGCUUGUUCUGUAGGCGUGGGGUGCUGGGUUCAUGGGCUUUGGCAGCGGCAGUGAAGGUUUUCUUUUGCUGCCGCAACAACCUAGGUUGUUUUUUCUCUCUCCCGGAGUCUAGAUUUUUUUUAGGGUCAGCAGUACCUUAUUUUCUUGUACCCUCCUUACGAAUUUGUACCUUGAGCAUGUACUUUUGCUGUUACCUUCAAUAAUGAAAAUGUUUGUGUUGUGUUGUCU